UUCAUCGAAAGAGUGCGGAUAUCGACGCGCCAUUUUUCCAUUAGCUAAAACUGGUGGAUUAAAGUAAUUUAUUUAAUUUUAGAGUGAAUUUGUAUUGAGGUUUUAUAAGACAUACGAUGGGACGAAAGAAGAAGAAGCAGAUGAAACCCUGGUGCUGGUAUUGCAACAGAGAUUUUGAAGACGAGAAGAUCCUCAUCCAGCAUCAAAAAGCAAAACAUUUCAAAUGUCACAUAUGCCACAAGAAGCUGUAUACGGGACCCGGCCUGGCUAUACACUGUAUGCAGGUGCACAAGGAAACAAUAGACGGGGUCCCAAAUGCAAUACCAGGCCGAACUGACGUUGAGCUAGAGAUCUAUGGCAUGGAGGGCAUUCCAGAAAAAGACAUGCAGGACAGAAAGCGGGUGCUCGAACAGAAAUCUCAAGAAGGCCAGAAGAAAAAACAAAACCAGGACGACUCUGAUGAAGAUGAUGACGACGAUGAUGAUGAAGCUCCUGGUCCUUCGGUGGUCCCUCAACCUGCUGUCCAGCCACAGGGUGCCUACAUGCCUCCUGCAAACUACCCAGGUAUGCCCCCUAUGAUGCCUGGUGUGCCACCAGUCAUGCCUGGAAUGCCUGGAAUGCCUGCAAUGAUGCCCGGCAUGCCACCUGGAAUGAUGCCAAUGGGAGGAAUGAUGCCCCCAAGGCCUGGAAUGCCUCUGAUGAUGCCAGGCAUCCCCCCAGGAAUGCCACUUCAUGUACCCCCCAGGCCUGGCAUGCCCCCGAUGGCUCAGCCAGUACCGGUGACUGCUCCAGGAGUUCCACCCAGACCAGCUGCACCAGUUGCCCAGUCCACUGCUACCAAACCCCUCUUCCCUAGUGCUGCUCAGGCUCAGCAGGCGGCGCCCACACCUACUGAGCCUCCGAAACCAACAUUCCCGGCGUACACUCAGCCUCCUUCGUCAUCAUCCUCGUCCUCUUCUGUUCCCCCUGGCUCUGCUAGUAGCACUGUGGCUAAACCAGCGUCCACAGUCCCUGCAAAGCCAGCCACCAUCUCCAGCUCCAGUGCUACCAGUAAGUUGAUGCAUCCUGAUGAGGAUAUCUCGCUGGAGGAACGACGAGCUCAGCUGCCUAGGUAUCAGAGGUUAAUGCCUCGGCCUGGCCUACCUGUAACUGUUUCAGCGCCCCCUACUGGACCUAUGGGUUCAAUACCCCCACAACAGCCACCUGUCAGGCACCCCAUGCAUGGUCAGUAUGCUGCUCCUCCUCAGAGAAUGCCAGGCUACAUGCCACCGUAUGGACAGGUGCCCCAGUACCAGGGCAUGACCCGAUACUGACACGUGGUUAGGUUUGCCCUUAUUUUGUGCGGUUAAUUUAGCCAAUAAAAACUGAGCUGCGCACCCACAGAUGAAGAUUUGAUAUCACACGGGACAUUUCAAUCACAUUAACCAAACACACACACAAACACACACACACAAACACACGCGAGAAUUACAACCAUGUGAGGUGUGUGGAUUUUUUUCAAUACGUUAUUUUUCUUAUUGUGUUUUAUUUAGGUUGUACAAAUGUUUAACAGUCAGCAGUAUCAACAUUACCUCAAGGCAAGUUCCCCCAUAAUACCUAUUAUAAUGAUCGUUUUUGUUUGGUUGUGCUUAAUGAAGCCUUCACAGCACAUUGACGUGCUGUUGGACUCCAGGUCCCCAACAUUGGUUUGGUGAGGGCUUCAGCGCAGGCAUGUACCCAUAAAAGCUGCGCUAGAUAUCACAAUAUUCCAAAUUUCAUCUCAUUACAGAGGAGGCUGUCUACAUAUAUGUAGGUGCCACCAUGUUGCUGGCAUAGUGUUGUUUCACUCUGAAGUUUGAGGACAGCAGUUUCCUCAUUUUGGACAUAUUUAAAACCAAUCAGAUUUUUUGAUGAACGCAAGUCACUUUUGCUUAAAUUUUUUAAAUGUACUGGUGCAAAUAUGUUUAUGGUCUGAAAAGUGGAGUUAUUGUGAUAUGAGAUGUUAUGGGCACAUGCCUGUUUCGGGUGUCCCGUGUUUGUGGGUUGUACUUUGAUUCAGGGCUUAAAUUUGGCUGUGUGUUUGGACCAUUUUUUUUUUUUUUUUUUUUUUUUUCGAAAAUGUAAUAAUAAACUUCUUAAUUUUUCUUCUUGA
Messenger RNA from Trichomycterus rosablanca, 2131 nucleotides. It is a transcript of the gene znf207b, whose product is annotated as zinc finger protein 207, b. Gene Ontology annotation, biological process: mitotic spindle assembly checkpoint signaling; mitotic spindle assembly; attachment of spindle microtubules to kinetochore. Gene Ontology annotation, molecular function: microtubule binding. Gene Ontology annotation, cellular component: spindle matrix; nucleus; kinetochore. Bases 117 to 1313 code for a protein of 398 amino acids. The record is from RefSeq and is a predicted model, not a curated record. The transcript has 10 exons. Lineage: Eukaryota; Metazoa; Chordata; Actinopteri; Siluriformes; Trichomycteridae.